AUGUCAGAAUUACCAGUUGUUGCAUAUUCAAAACGGCUAGAGAAGUACUUGAAUGAAUACAAUAUACAAAAUUUUUGUCAUUCUGAAUUUAGCGAUCGCAAAGUAAUUGGACAAGGAGGAUUUGCGGUUGUGUACUCAGCCAUUUUCCAAGGAACAAAGUAUGCAUUAAAAAGUCUAAAUAAUAAUAUAGUUUUGGAUAAUAAAGCGUUCAAACAAAUUAGAAACGAGAUUAAAAGUCUUUAUAGCGAUAAGAUUAAUCAUCCUAAUGUAAUCAAGUUAUAUGGGUUCUCUAGAGAUCCAUCAACAGAUAAUUUCAUGUUAAUUUUGCAGUAUGCGAAUGGUGGCGAUCUACGGAAACAUUUAAAAGAAAAACAAAAAGAAAGCAUCUAUAAAAUUUCAUGGCCUGAACUCAUUAAAAUUGCUAAAGAAAUCACUUCAGGGUUAGAACAUUUACACACCAAUGGCAUCAUUCAUCGGGAUCUAGCGAUCUUAAAAGAUGAAAGAGAGAAGAUAAUUCCCGGUACGCCUUCAGAUUAUGCAAAUCUUUACAAAAAAUGUUGGUCAUCUAAUCCAGACCAACGUCCAGUUUUAAAUGAAAUAUUGACAGAACUUGAAAUACUAUCAAAUUUAUCUAUUAUAUUUAUGAUAAAUAACAUUGAUGUCGAAGAUCAAUAUUUAUCUAAAGAUUCGGUUUUUUCCAAUUAUACAAAUACAAAUUAUGACUCAUCAAAUAAUUCAUCUAUAAACCGUUCUAAUAAGAACCCGAACGAUGAUAAGCAACCUACCUCUAUGAAUAAAAUAACCAAAAAUUCUUCAUCUUGCAAGUUUUGUAGAGAAAAAAAGGUUAGAUGCGUCUAUUUAAACGGUGGUCGAUGCAAGCGGUGCAUUAAUCAUAACCGCGAAUGUAUAUCCGAUCCACAAAAAAAAAGGGGUCCUAAAGUCCCCCCAAAAGCAGCUGGAUCGAGUACACUAUAUAGAACUAAUUUAAAUUUUGAAAACCUUUCAAACAAUGAAGGAACUAUAUUUAGUGGAAAUUCUAUUGGAAGCUCUCUAGCAACCAACGAUCAAAGCAGUUUAGGAAUAAGUAAUGUGCAAAUAUCAUAUAGUUUAGUUCAAUCAAAUCCGUCAAAUAGCGACCCAAUAUCAGUAAAUUCAACUCAAGAAACUUUGCCAAGCAGGAAUUUUUCAGCUAUAAAUAACGGACAAAUGUUAUCCCCAGUAAUAGACAACAGGCAAAAUUUCCUUAGAACUCGGUCACCUGGGACCAGUAGACAACCUUCACCAAUUCGUGAGAACCGACAAAGGAGAAGAGAAGACAGAAACCAUGAACUUGGAGUUGGCUUGCACGGAAAUAUUUCUAAUCCAAAUUCUUCACGCUCACCAAACCCAAUUUGGUUGGUUUCAUUGUAUUCAGAUAAUAGGCAACAAAAUUUGCCAAUUUCAGAAAUAACUCUUCGGAAUUUUGCAGAUUUAAAAGCAAUGUCAAUGCCAUUAGCAUGA
This is a messenger RNA of Dentiscutata erythropus, 1500 nucleotides long. NCBI's taxonomy places the organism in Eukaryota, Fungi, Glomeromycota, Glomeromycetes, Diversisporales, Gigasporaceae. The record is from the annotation of a GenBank genome assembly.